Molecule: messenger RNA, 4272 nt
Organism: Nilaparvata lugens (brown planthopper)
Lineage: Eukaryota; Metazoa; Arthropoda; Insecta; Hemiptera; Delphacidae
Exons: 1
Coding region: 37-837 (266 amino acids)
Source: RefSeq, a predicted model, not a curated record
AUCGUGUAUUCAUCGAUAACAUAAUCUACUCGUAAAAUGGCCCUGAAUAUUAAUAAUGUAACAGAGAUUCUCGAGAAAUUCAAAAGCGAAAUUAUCGCAAAUACUAAGGAAGUUAUAAAAAAGGAAAUAAGUGAGUUGAAUUUUAAAACAAUCAUCGCAGAACAGAAUAAUAAAAUUGAAGAACUAAGAACGCAGAAUGAAAGAUUGAAAAGUGAUCUUCAGAAACAGUAUUAUUUGAUUAACAACAUGAAAAGAGAAAACAAUUUGAUUUUCUAUGGGGUUAAUGAGUCUGAUAAUGAAGAUGGAGGACACAUCAUGGGAAAGAUAAUGGACAUAUGCAAUGAAGUGAUGAAAGUGGAACUUAAAGAAAGUGAGAUAAACUUUGUUCGAAGAUUGGGAAGAAAAUCAGAUACUAAAACACGGCCAAUUAUCCUUUCGUUAGUCUCGAUGAGUAAGAAAACAAGUAUCCUGAAAAACUGUGGCAAGCUGAAAAAUUCCAAGAUCUUUGUUAAUGUAGACCUAGAUAAGGAAUCGAGAGAGAAGCAUAGAGAGCUGAGUGAUAUCCGAAAAAGACUUAGUAACACACAUAGUGUUAAGAUGGCAAAGAAUGGGUUGGAGGUAGAUGGAAAAUUUAUGAGCUAUGAUAGCUUGAGAGCUGAGCACAGUAUGGAAGCGGGGGAAAAUCGUCAAUGGCAGGAAAACAGAAAAAAGAGAAAAGGAGAAACUCUUCAGAGGCAGACCCGGAAAAACAGCUCCAGUCAACCAAUCAACAAUUCUGAUAUUACAACUUUUUUUCGUCCCUCAGGGAGUGGAGAGAUUAAAAAAUCUGACCAAUAAUUGCUUGAAACAUCAACAUCCAAUAGUGAGUCCACCCAGUAGCGUUGUUAAUGAAACAGAGAACAAAAAAAUCAGGAUAAUUUCCUAUAAUAUUGCUGGUAUCAAAAAUAAAAUUUAUGAUGCUGAUUUUGUGAAUUUUUUGCAAGAGUUUGAUAUUGUAGUUUUGUUAGAGACAUUUCUGUACGAUGAAGAACUGUGUUCAAGAAUAAAAUCGAUUAUGAAUAAUUUUGAUAUGAAUUGGGAACCGGCGGAGCGCACAUCAAUCUAUGGCAGAGCAAGCGGAGGAAUUAUUUAUGCAAUCAAGAAAAAUAAUGAGAAUAUUGCAAGUUUUCGUAAUAUUGAAGGAUUUGGUGUGAUUGAUAUUCUUCUAGAUGGAAAUUCUGUGUACUUGCUACCAGUAUAUAUGAAAGCUAGUGAGUGGAAUAAUAAUUUUAAGCGACUAUACGAUUUCCUGUUGAAUUUGGGAGACAAGAAGGUGAUAGUGAUAGGAGAUCUCAAUGGAAGAGUUGGAAGCUGUCAAGUAAUACCUGAUGUGAUUCUUACGAAUUCUCACAGCUUUGAAAGAAUGGAUAGAGUAUCUAAAGACCCUAUUGUGAAUGCAAACGGCAGAGCUCUCUUAUCUUUGUUUGAUGACUUUACACUGAUUAUACUAAACGGCCGUAUGUGGGGAGACCUAAGUGGAGAAUUCACAUAUAUUGGAGGUCGAGGGUCCUCAGUAAUAGAUCUUUGUGCUUUGUCAGCUGAUUUGAUUUCAUACGUUACAUCAUUCCACGUUCUGCCUGCAACUUUCUCAGACCAUCUACCAAUCGUCUUGCAGCUGAGAGCAGGUCAACAGGCCCAUGUUCCGGAAAACUCACGGGUUAUACCGUUAUUACCGAAAUUGAAAUGGAACCCUAAAAACAAGAACACCUAUCAGAGGAAACUCAAUGCUCUAGUGGAGAAUAUGGAUGCACGGAAUGAGACGGAUGUGGAUCUAGAGGUACAUCUUACAUGCCUGGUAAGUUUGAUAUACGAAUGUGUCCCUCUAAAUAGUAUCAAACUAAAGAAUAAACAGACUGAUUAUUCUUCAAGACAGAAUUGGUUCGACCAGGAAUGUAGAGCAGAGAGAAGGAAAUUGUUUGAGUUGUUGAAGGUUUAUAGAAGGACAAAUUGUGAAGCUAUUAGAGAGCAGUAUGUCGGCAAGAGACGUCAAUAUAAACAAAUGUGUACCGGAAAGAAAAAAAGUUAUUGGCUCAAUUGUGUUGAAAGAUUCAAUACUGUAUCGGAUUCAAAGGAAUUUUGGAAUAUUGUUAAACAACUGAAAAAGACACAAUUUUACUCUGGUGCUAAUAUCUCUAUGGAAAACUGGAUGCAACAUUUUCAGCAGCUCUUGAAUCCAACUGUUGUGUGUGAAAGACUUCUCUAUGCAGAGCCGGAAAUUUCAAUAGAUAUAUUGGAUUCACCAAUAACACUGCAAGAACUAAACAAGGUUUUACUGAAAGCUAAGGAUGGAAAGGCACCAGGGGACGAUCGUAUAGCUUAUGAAUUCUACAAAAACGCGCCGGAAAAUUACAAGAGAAAACUGGUUAAUGUGUUUAAUAGAAUAUUAGAGAAGGGAGUCGUUCCAGAAGCAUUCAAAAGCUCAAUAAUAUUCCCAAUUCAUAAGAAAGGUGAUAGAAACGAACCAUCGAAUUAUAGAGGAAUAUCGUUUGGGAAUUCCAUAGGAAAAUUGUUUGCAGGUGUGCUACUGCUACGACUUGAGGCUUGGAAUUUAGAGAACAAUGUGCUGGGCGAAUUUCAGGCUGGUUUCCGGCGGUCCUACUCCACAGUAGACAAUAUAUUUAAUCUUGUCAGCAUUGCUAAAAUCAAGUGCAGAAUCAGGAGACAGAAACUGUAUGCCUUUUUCGUCGACCUCAGUGCCGCGUUCGACCGAAUAGACAGAUACUCUCUCUUUUAUAAAUUAUCCACAAUCGGAAUAUCAUCAAAGAUCAUCAGAGUAUUGAGAAGUAUGUAUGAAGGGACACGUUCUAGAGUUUGGGGACAGGAAGGUCUGACGGAAGCAUUCGAGACAUGUACAGGCGUGAAACAAGGCUGCUUGGUGAGCCCACUUCUGUUCUCUCUUUUCAUUAACGAUAUAGAGGAAUAUCUGGAGGGAGGUGUUAAUGUAGGAGAGACACGAAUAAAGCUGCUUGCCUAUGCAGACGAUAUUGUGCUGCUAGCGCCUGAUCAAUGGACUCUCAGUAACAUGAUUGGAGGUCUAGAGGAAUAUUGUAAACUGUGGGGUCUACAAGUUAAUUUGGGAAAGUCUAAGAUUAUGAUUUUCAGGAAUGGAGGAAAAGUGAAAAGCUCAGAAAAGUGGUACUUCAAUGGUGAGCAGGUUGAGGUAGUAGACCACUAUAAAUAUUGGGAAUGGUAUUGACAUCUAGGCUAUCUUGGACUAGACAUCUCAAGGAAAGGUCUAACACAGCAAUAGCAGCUUUAAGUUCUUGUGGCACAAUAAUCUUCAAUGAUAAGAUUGGGUUUGCUGCGAAAAAACGAAUUUUCCAGACGGUGACUCGAGCUAUGCUUUGCUAUGGAGCACAGAUUUGGGGGACAAGAAUCUAUGAUAUUGUAGAGAAAGUUCAAAGGACAUUCGUUAAGAGAGUAUUUUGUUUGCCAAUGAAUGCGCCAAAUUAUAUUCUGUCCCUCGAAACUGGAAUGCCAAGUCUGUUCACCUACACUUUGAAGCAGCACCUCAAGUAUAUUCAGCAAGUACUGGCAAUGCCUGAACACCGAUAUCCUCGAUUGUUGCUGAAGGAGAUCAUCGAUAAAAAUCUAUAUCUGGUACAUGAAUGGCAGGAUCUCAAUGAACAACUUCACAUCCGUUUGGAGCCAGAAGGAAUUGGAGACAUUAAUGUUGAAGAGUUGAUCACCUUGGUGGAGCGGCAGCUGAGAAGUCAGUGUCAUGAGAGGGCGCAGAAUUCGCGGAGACUAGUACUCUUUCCAAGAUUGCUGAAAUUCAGUGAAUAUCUGGAGGGGGCUGAAGACUUUGCAUCGGUCAAGUGGCUCUUCAAGGCAAGAACUGAACAAAUUCGUCUCAACAGAUAUUCAUUUGUGACCAGCAGCCAGCUCUGCUCUCUAUGCAACGCCCGGAAAGAAGAGGACAUUUUACACUUUUUGGGAGAAUGUGCGGUGUUGGCGGAGAUCAGAUGGAGAUAUUUCCGGAGAAGGGUGCUAUCGGCUGACGAGCUUCUGCCCUACCUGAACGGUGAAGCAUGGAGGAUUUUGAGUGCAUAUUGUGGACGGGCGUGGAGCUAUCGAUUCACUUUGGUGAGUGAGUUUAAUUAUUGAGUGGAGAACUUUUUACUAACCAACUUUGCCAACCUACCCAGAUGUCACGCUAGUGAUCCAGGGUAUAUAGGCCGGCGAAAAAAACAAAUCAAAUGAGAGGAAAUGAAAGACUUUUUUGAAAAAUUU